Messenger RNA from Mauremys reevesii (Reeves's turtle), 933 nucleotides. Its product is annotated as olfactory receptor 958-like. Gene Ontology annotation, molecular function: G protein-coupled receptor activity; olfactory receptor activity. The record is from RefSeq and is a predicted model, not a curated record. Lineage: Eukaryota; Metazoa; Chordata; Testudines; Geoemydidae. Gene Ontology annotation, cellular component: membrane. The coding region runs from base 1 to 933 and encodes 310 amino acids. Gene Ontology annotation, biological process: G protein-coupled receptor signaling pathway. The transcript has a single exon.
AUGGGGCUGGUCAACUACACUCUGGUGACUCAUUUCAUCCUCUUAGGGAUCCCUGAUGCCGACGGCUUCCAUAUCAUCCUCUUCAUCACCUUCUUAGUCUUCUACCUCUGCACGCUGCUGGGCAACCUGCUCAUCUUCUCAGCCAUCCUCGCUGACCCCCGCUUGCACACCCCCAUGUAUUUCUUCCUCUGCAAUCUCGCCGUUCUGGACAUUGGAAUCUCCUCCAUCAGCAUCCCUAAAUAUCUGACCAUCCUCUGGGGUCAGAGCAGGGUCAUCUCGCUGGUUGGGUGCAUGUCCCAGAUCUUCUUUGGGCACUUCCUGGGCAGCACCGAGUGCCUGCUCUACACCGUCAUGGCUUAUGACCGGUAUGUGGCCAUCUGCCACCCACUGCGGUACCUGCCCAUCAUGAACCGGAGGGUGUGCGCCCUUCUGGCCGCUGGCACCUGGAUCACCAGCUCCUUCCAUGCCACCAUCCUCACCAGCCUGACCUUCACGCUGCCCUACUGUGGGUCCAAUGUGGUGGACUAUUUCUUCUGUGACAUCUUCCCGGUGGUCAAGCUGGCCUGUGCAGACACGUACGUCAUUGAGACCGUGACCUUGACAAACAUUGGUCUUGUGCCCAUAACUUGCUUCCUCCUCAUUCUCUCAUCCUACAUCAGGAUCAUCUACUCUGUCUUGAAUAUGUACUCGGCCGAAGGGUGGCGCAAAGCGGCCUCCACUUGCACCUCGCAUCUGGUGGUGGUGACGCUGUUCUUUGGUCCCUGCGCCCUGGUCUACACUCAGGCCCUGCCAAGCAAAGUGCUGAUGACUGCUGUGCAGAUCUUUGGCAAUGUGGUCACACCCAUGCUGAACCCGGCCAUCUAUACGCUGAGGAACAAGGAGGUGAAGGCAGCUCUGAAAAAACUGAGAGGGGGUCAAAUGCCUGCACGUUGA